Amphibalanus amphitrite is the source of this 2300-nucleotide messenger RNA. RefSeq names its product neural proliferation differentiation and control protein 1-like. NCBI's taxonomy places the organism in Eukaryota, Metazoa, Arthropoda, Thecostraca, Balanomorpha, Balanidae. Gene Ontology annotation, cellular component: membrane. The transcript has 8 exons. Bases 31 to 1062 code for a protein of 343 amino acids. The record is from RefSeq and is a predicted model, not a curated record.
GCCGCCGGCCGGGCCCCGGCGGACGCGAGCAUGGCCCUCCCUCGGCCUCCGCCGGCCCUUCUCAUUAGUGCCGUCAUCGCCGUCAUCGCCGCCGCCGCCACCGCCGGUGACGCGACGUCAUCAGAUGUUCAACUUCUUCAAGCCAUUCAGAGUGAAGAUGGAGCAAUCGACAGACUUAUUCGUGAUGUGCUCAAACUUCAGGAGGCAAAGGAGCUUUCAGAGUUGAGCCGGCUACGGGCGCCGCUUCUGGCCCCGAGCCCGGUGACCCGGGGUCGCGGACCGGACUUGGAGCGGACGGACCACCCGGUACGCCAGUUCGCUGACUACCCCAGUGACCCGGAAUACAGCCAGCCUCGUCAGCACACCGCCGCAGCCACGGAUAAACGGCGAGGGGAGCAGCCGACGGUCGGUGGACAACACAAAUCUACAGGACAGCUGGAGAUUGCAAGUCCCAUCCCCAGUUCAAGCGAUUUCUAUAGCAGCCUUGGAAAGCCAAAUCCCGAUUCGGUAUCAGAUACAUUGGCCACUGGUGACGUCAAAGACAAGCGACCAAUGGCAGAGGCCCAUUUGGCGGGGCGACCAGCAGCACUACGAGGAUCUCACUCCGAGCCAGAUAAAAACGCCGACGUUUACUUUAUCGUUGCUGUUGUCGGCAUCUGCACGGGCACUGUCUGUGUCUCGGUCCUAGGCGGCAUCUGCUACCGUUAUCUGCAGCGGCGCCGUCGGCACAGCUCGACCGAGUCCGGACCGCCGUCCUACGGAGUGACCGGCCCACACUCGGGGCUCAGUCCGGCCUCGGCCGACAGGCGUCUGGCCCAGUCGGCGCAGCUCUACCACUACCAGCACCAGAAACAGCACAUGAUGGCCAUCCAGGAGGGGAAGGCGCUGGGACGCUGCAGCUCGCCCUCUGACGAGAAUUCGGACCCGGAGGAUGACGAGAGCGAGCACACCGUGUACGAGUGUCCGGGACUGGCGCCGAGUGGUGAAAUGGAGGUGAAAAAUCCGCUGUUCAGCGAAGACCCAACCCCAUGUCAGAGCAUGGAAGUCAACGAGGACCUGUGAAUAAUCCAGGCACUGGAUUCCACGGCAUCCAUGGUGGCCGCUGGUGAAACUACCAGUUUGAGUCACCGCUGCCAGGUGUCGCUAGUCGAGCUUUCGCUUUAGCCUAUGUGUCAAACUGUACGAUCCCAGCCGCUAAGAGGGCAUUGAUUGAGGAGUAGUUAUGUCCACCUAUCCGUGCUUCUAUCCUCAGGAUACUGAAAUCCUUCUCCUCCACGCCGCAACCCCCCUCCGGGCUGGACAGGCAACUUUAUCUCAUGCGGGCUGCUCCCUUGGAGCGGCACCGUUGCUCCUGAGGGAGCGCACCCCGUAGCCGGGUGCAGUGAGUGCCUUGGGGCUGGGUGGCCUGUCCUCUGGACGGGCUCAGCCCCGGCGACUCACUAGGGUGCCUGCCCAGACCAAUGUCUCCCCCUAAUUCCUAUCAUCCUUCCGGCUCUGCAAUGGUCUUGUCGACCGAAAGGGCCUAACCCAACAAAACAAAAGAGUAGUUAUGUAAGAGUGAAAACGUUUGUAGUUUUUCAUUGAUCAUGAUCUUAUUCUUACGUUGGCAAAGCUAUCGAGGUAAGACAAUGACCGGCGGUCGUUCCAGUUCCAGUCCAGAAAGGCCCGUCUGGAGUGCAGUUUGGAAAUACGCCCUUCCGGGCUUCGCCAACUGUUUGUUCUUCCAUCAGUGACUUGUGGAGGAUAGGUUAGGUUUUGGUCACCCGUUAGAUCAGUUAUCCUCACCCGUGGUGUUUCUCCCCCUUUCAGACCCUACUGAGUACUGGGGCCGCCAAUGAAUGUGACACAAUCUUCACGCACAGCGCUAACAGAUAGACCGAUCGCCGAGCUGGGUCUGCAUUGUAGUUAGCCAUAGCUCUGCUAGGUGCCUCUGAAUAUCCUUCUGUAUGGUGCAUAAUUGCAUAUCCCGUAAGCCAGGGACAGUAUAGUUUCGGAACCUCAGUCCCUUCAUAUGUUCCGUCACCUGCGCCGUAUAACUGGUAUAUACAUACUAUGCGCCGCUCGGAACUACCUAAAAUCAAUGUGAAAUGUGCUAUUUAGAAAUGUGUGUAGUGCCCACUGCCCGGGGUAGGUAGGUAUAGGAGGCUCAGAGCUCAGCAGUGUACCUACAGGUAGGUAGGUAUCGUAUAUUACCUACUAUUCAAGCAUAAUUGUUAUAAAAUGAUAACUUAUUUUGAAGGACGUUUAAUGUGGCUGGAUUAUGCUACGGUGUAAAAAUGUAAUAAAAUGUUUGUGUUUAA